Molecule: messenger RNA, 1239 nt
Organism: Pistacia vera
Lineage: Eukaryota; Viridiplantae; Streptophyta; Magnoliopsida; Sapindales; Anacardiaceae
Exons: 4
Coding region: 397-1239 (280 amino acids)
Source: RefSeq, a predicted model, not a curated record
AAUGAUUAAGGAAGCGAGUAAACAGCACGCUCCUUAUGCGGCGAUAGAUAUUGUUGUUGGCGUCUCAAUUGAGAUACAGCAAUAAAGCAGUUAAGGAUUCGUGUUUAGUAAGGUGGUUGUACAAUCACACUCUCAACUCUCAAGUCUCAACUGAACGAACGAAAAGAAAAGUUAAAAGACCAUAAACCCUAGUCCAAUCUCUUUCGCCCUUUUAUCGACACGUGUCAUAAGCCACAGCCUCGCCACGGAUUUUAUUUUUCUUGUUCCAUUAUAAACCAAAACCCCGUCUCCAAGUAACACCAAUAUCCAAUCUCUUCUCUCUUUCUCUGAGAACUUCGUGUUGUUUCAUUAAACAUAGUUCAGUAACAACCAUCUUCAUCUUCAGUUUUGACUGAGAUGACGAAACCUAGUACUAGUACUAGUAGUUGUUCUCAGCAUCAGCAUCUAAAUGUUGGUGUUGCCAUGGUCAUGGAUGAAACUGAGUUUGAAGUUGCAGAAAUUUUACUGCAACUUCCGCAACUAAUUUUUGAAUCGGAGUCUUUUCAUCGGUCUUCUUUUAGUUCUUGGGGAAGAAAGAGAAGAAGAUCUUCUAAAGCUGAGACCCCUACUUUGCCUCCCCUGGGUCCUACCUGUGAGAUUGAAAAGCCUAAAGCUCUGAGUCCCGCAACGCCUCUCUUGUUCUCUCCCAGUGAAUCUGAUGACAAGUUUAAGCACUCUAAAAGAAAGGUUUCUGUUAAAAGGACGAAAGAAGAAUGCUUGGAAAAGAUUAAAGAGUUAACUGAACGCAAAGAGUUUUUCAAAGAGGAAAUAAAGAAUGUACAACGCUAUUACGAUGAACAGAAACUUCUGAAUUUGAGGCUGAAAGCAAAGAAACAGAUGCUAAUUCUUGGUCUUCCGAAGGAAGAGUCACAAAGCCAAUCGAGCAUAAAUAGUGCAGCCGUAUUGGAUAUUCAAGUUGAGCAGCAGCAGCAGCAAAAUUCUUACUUGGUACAUCAUCCACCGUUGAUGAUGGAUGAUACGGCUCAUAGGAAGGCCUGUGGGGAAACAGUGGGUAGUGGAGUUUGUCUGUUUGAUCUAAACCUCUUACCGGAGGAGUCUUGUGGGAUUGAAGCAGUAAACGUGAGAGGUGUUGAUAAGAGUGAAAGGAAAGCGUUGGCUGCUGAAGCAAGACAUAGAAGGAUUCAAAUAUGGAGGUCUAAGAACCCUAAUGUUAAACUACGUUAUCCCAUUUGUAGAUGA